AUGUAUGAAAAAAUAAAACGAAUCAAAGAAAUUUUUAACAAAGAAGGAGGUUAAUAAGAAAUAGAAGUUACUGGAAAGGGCAUUUUCUAUAAACCGGAAAAGGAAGUUAAUAAAUACACAUUACAUUUUAGGAAUGUCAAAAUAGAAAAAGAGUAUUUUUAGCUUAAUAGGAUACAUUACAUUUACUAAGCAAAUAUAACAUUAGCUAUGCAUAUGAUUAUUGUAUCGUCUGAUUUAAUUACAUUUAUUACAUCUUAUUCUUUUCAAAGCGAGCAAAAAAGCAUAAUCGUAAUGGUCAUUCUCAUCUUAAUGGAUCUUUUCUUUAUAAUACUAAUAAACUUGAAAAAGCGGUAUAUUAAUUGGAUUUACUUUACUUUUCAGAUAUUUUAUAUUACGAUUACUGCCUAUGAAAUAUAUGAUCAAACGUUAGAUAAUUUAGAAAAGGAGACAAAUAACCCCUUUCUCAGAGGAUUUACAGUUUCCAAUUUUAUCAUACUAGGUAUUCAAGGAUCAAAUUUAAUUUUAAAGUCUAUUAGUUUCUCAUACUCCAUAAUUAUUUUCUUUCUCUCAGUCUACUUGAAAUAAUAAAUUUAAUACAGUAUUUUAAUCAGAUUUCUUUUGGCUAUUAUUCUGUAUAUUUAUACAGUUUAUUCUAAUGAUAAGUUUUACAGAUUCUCAUUUCUCACUUAAAAAUAAAUUGAUCAGUAUAAUAAAAUGAUGAAUAACUAAGCUCCAUACUGCUUAAUGUCAGCUAGGUUCAACUAAAAGCUUGAUAAAAUAGAAUUGAUAGAGUGCAAUACAAGGGCAACCGAAGAGUUUUAAAUUAAAGCUGAAAGCGAUUUUGAAAAUUUCAUCAGCUAGAUUUUUAUCAGGAAAAAAAAUAAGCCGAAUUUCAUGGUUUCUAAUAAUCAAAUUGAGGAACAGAGUAAUUAUCAAAAUUCUUUGAAGGGACAAAUAAAAUCAAUGAUUUAAAAAGAAAUUUAUAAAUAAAAGUAGGACAAAGCAGAAAUGAAAAAAUUUUAAAAGUAAAUGAGCACUAAGAGUAAAAAAUAAAAAAGCAGAUAACAACAAAAAUAAAAAAAUGAUAAAGAUAUUAAUGAAAUAGCUGAUGAAAUGAAGCUUGACUCAAACACCUACGGAAUAGAAAAAAAUUAUGAUUCCAGUGUUAAAAAACUAAAGUUGUUUCACUUCGAUAAAGAAUUAAAUUAAGAAAAUAUCCUUAAGGCCAAGCUAAGUUUGUUUAAAUGGCAUUAAUAUUAUGUUAUAAUUACGAUUGAAAAGAAAAAGCAUCAUAACUAACCAGAAUAAAAAAGUAAAGCGCACACUAUACAUUCAGUAACUAUGAAGGAAAAAAGUAAUUCUCUUUCUGGAAAUUACAAUAAUCAGAAUAUAUUAUAAAAGUAAUAUUAAUUCCAUAAUACUAAAAUAAAUAACCAACCUGUUUCAGCUCUACUUCCUCCCACUACAUAAAUGGGAAGCUUUAAUAAUAUUUCUACUAGCAAUAAUCUAUAUACUAUUACUAACGGGUUAAUAAAUUAGCAGUCCUUUAAUUAAAACACAAAUAUGAGUGUAAAUGUGCCAAAUAUACCUAUAAUUAAGCUACUUUAGCACUCAGAAAAUACAAAUAACUAUAAUUCAUCACUUUAAACGUCUACUGCGACUCCUGUUAUUUUAAAUUAAUUAAGCUGUUUUAAUAGUAAUAAUAUUUCAAAUCUAAACAACGAUCCUUUGAGAAAAGACUGGCUAAUUGAAGUAUUUCAAGAAACCAUCAAGGUUAUUCUUCAAAAGCUGGAAUAAUUUAAACAAAAAUUUGAUACAAAGAAAUUCGCUUAGCUCAAUAUUGAUCCAUCAUCAUAUUUUCGGAGCUUUGCUUCAGAAAUAUAGCUAUAAAAUGCCAAUCUCUUGAAGCUAAUGAAAAUCAGAAGCCAAAAAUAACAAAUGGUGAUUAAAAAAAUCCAACUUUCUGAAUUAAGCGCUGCAAUAAAAUAGCAUUUCGAGCCUUUGUUUAGAGAAAGUUAGAUUAAAUUAUUCAUAGAUUAAGAAAAAGAAGAUUACAUAUCCACAGAUUAGAAUUUUCUUUAGUAAAUUCUAGUAAAUAUCAUCACGUACUGCUAUAAACUAUUAUAGUAAUAAUCUUAUAACUCUUUACAAAGUAAAUAGUAAUCAUAGUAUGUAGCUAUAAAAUACAAUAAAAUCCAUCAAAAUUAAACUAUAAAAAUUCAAAUACAAAUGCCUUUUGUAUAAAAUCAUAAAUUAGAUUUAAUUUAAUUUUAAGACAUAUCUCUGGAAGGAAUGAAAUAAGAUAAAAUAAACCAUAAACAACUGUUCUUAGAUCUCAAACUAUCUAACUAAUUAUUGGCUAUCCUAAAUAAAUAAAAAAUCUAACAAUUAAACAAUGAAUAAAUUAAACGACACUAGAUCGAAAGUAAUUUUAUGACAUAAAACUUAUCUCCAAAAGAACAUCAAGAUAUUACUCCAAAAAUGUUUCAAAUCGACAUCAACGAAAGGCAUAACAGCAUAAAAGGUUCUGAAUAUACUUUUUAGUAAUUAAACAACACUUAAUAAUCAUUCUAAAACCCUAUAAUGUCUCCAGUAAAUAGUUUUUAAAAAGGUGGAAACACAAUACUUAGCCCAAUAUUAAGUAGUCAUCACUCAUUUUACAACACUCCAUCAGCCUCAAUGAUCGGAAAUACUAGCUAUAAUACUUCGCCUAAAAAAUAUAACUUACAAGAAAAGAAAAUAUUUAAUGAAGGCGGACUUGACGUAGAUUUAAAUUUAAGUAACUAUCCUCUCAAUAACUAUUCCAAUCAGAAUCAAAGUUCAAUAAAUGAAAUCAGGAAAAACUCGAUAGAAAGCAGAAAUUAAUUCAACUAGGGAUCUAACAUUACUCCUUCUAAUUCCUAGCCUUUUUAGCAUUUUAGGAGUAAAAGUAAAAACUUUUAUGCAAAAUUCAAGUCAAACCCAAAUGAGCAAAACAAUUUAUAACACUUAAAAAAGAAUAAUCCAGAAAAUGAAGAAUAAUAAAUAACAAACGAUAGAAAUAUUGAUGGCUUAAAGUUUUAAAAAAAUAAUCAACAGUUUGAGAAAAAGCAUGAGAAUAAUUAAACUUUAGACGAAAAAUAGUAAAAUAGCAAUCCUAAUAUGCAAAGCUUUAUAUAAAUUCCUAAUAAAUAAUAAAAAACUAGUUUGACAGAUAUUCAAAAUCCCAAUUUCAAAGAUCAAGAAACUGAAUAUUUAAAAAUUCCUUUUUAAUUUUCUGAAAAAACUAUAAACUCUGCCCAGUUUAAACCUAAGUAAAUCUAAGGUUUAACCAUUAAAAGCUCUGAUAGUAAAAUAAAUUAUGAUACCUAAAAAUAUCAAAAUUUAGAAAAAGAUAAAGCCAUAAUUAAUAAAGGCAGUAGCUCUAUAGAAAAUACUCAAAUUGAGGAUUUAGAAAUGAUCAAAUUCAAAGUUAAUCAAAGGCAUAUUUUCAUAUCAUUCUAGGUUGUGGACUAUUCUAAAAAUAAUCCAUCAUAAACUCACAGAAGUCCUUAAAAAAUAUAUUAAUAGAGUGAAAAUAUAGAUAUCAUCAAAGAUUAUUUUGUUUCAAAAUAAAAGGAUUAUAUUCUUUCAAAUAAGAAUGAAUAAAAGUAAGAACUCAACUCUCCAGAUAGUUCUGUGGAUGAUCUCUUCAACUAAUUAAAUGAUUCCAACGAUUCAAUUAAAAGGUGGGUAGACUAAUAGCAAAUUCUAUCAAAAAAUAAUCACUUAUAUGAAGAAAUCUGA
Molecule: messenger RNA, 3765 nt
Organism: Tetrahymena thermophila SB210
Lineage: Eukaryota; Ciliophora; Oligohymenophorea; Hymenostomatida; Tetrahymenidae
Product: transmembrane protein, putative
Exons: 2
Source: RefSeq, a predicted model, not a curated record